GGUCCUCGCCCAGCUGCCUCCGAGUCCCCGCUGAAGCGGCGGGAGCAGGAGAGUCCGCGUCCCGCCGCUAUGAGCGCGGCCGGGCUGGUGUCUCCCGCGCCCCCGGCCCCUGUCCCGGUGGGGCUGACCCCCGCCGCGCUGCCCGCCGGCCCCGAGUACUACGAGGAGGAGGAGCUGGAGAGCGCCGAGGAGGAGGACGGCGAGCGCAGCGGCCGGGCCCGGGACUCCGACGAGGAUACUGAGGAUGCCAGUGAAACUGACUUAGCAAAGCAUGAUGAAGAGGACUAUGUAGAAAUGAAAGAACAGAUGUAUCAGGACAAACUGGCAUCUCUUAAGAGGCAGUUACAACAAUUGCAGGAAGGUACUUUGCAAGAAUAUCAAAAAAGAAUGAAAAAACUGGAUCAGCAAUACAAGGAACGGAUACGGAAUGCAGAACUUUUCCUCCAGUUGGAAACAGAGCAGGUGGAGAGAAAUUAUAUCAAAGAGAAGAAGGCAGCAGUGAAGGAGUUCGAAGAUAAGAAAAUUGAGUUGAAGGAAAAUCUGAUUGCUGAAUUAGAAGAGAAGAAGAAGAUGAUAGAGAAUGAAAAACUAACCAUGGAGCUAACAGGAGAUUCCAUGGAAGUGAAACCUAUCAUGACAAGGAAAUUGAGAAGGAGGCCGAAUGACCCUGUUCCGAUCCCGGAUAAGAGGAGAAAACCUGCCCCUGCUCAGUUAAAUUAUCUGCUGACAGAUGAACAGAUAAUGGAGGAUCUGAGGACACUGAAUAAGCUUAAAUCACCGAAGAGACCAGCAUCUCCUUCAUCUCCAGAACACCUACCAGCCACACUUGCAGAGUCUCCGGCACAGCGGUUUGAGGCUCGGAUUGAAGAUGGCAAACUCUACUAUGAUAAAAGAUGGUACCACAAGAGCCAGGCUAUUUACCUGGAGUCAAAAGAGAACACUAAGAUCAGCUGUGUGAUCAGCUCUGUAGGAGCCAACGAGAUCUGGGUGAGGAAGACCAGUGACAGCACAAAAAUGAGGAUCUAUCUCGGACAGCUACAGCGAGGGGUUUUUGUGAUCCGUCGGCGAUCAGCUGCGUGACUGUCUGACUCUUCCUUGAUUUUUCUUUUUUAAAAAAGAACCCUCUUACAGGGAAUAGCAGGCUGUCCACCCAGCCAUAGCAACAGAGAUGCUGUUAUGGCCUCCUGAGAGACUGUUUGUGGCUGGCCACAUCAUCCCCAUAGUCCUUAAGUCUCUAGUGACACGCAAGCACAGCCCUGGAGCGCUGGACUUUGCCGUAAAGCCUCUCUGAGCUUUUUCAUAUUUCUAGAGACUAUAUAUUUAAGAAGACUCUGCAUCAUAUUUUCUCAUCUUUUUAUCUUUGUACCGUGAAGCGUGUGUGUACAUGGACAACAACAAAGUUUUUGAAUUGAGGGGGAGCCCAGCUAUUUUCCUUGUUGAAAGCUAGCUCUGUUUUUUCUGCAAAGCUUAGGGUGCUGAGCAGAAGGAGACUAAUCCAACUAGCUUUGUCUGUAACGACAUGACAUCAGUUCUUUUGGAUGAGCUGUUGAAAGAUUUGCCCAUGCAAUGAGGAUUUUUUAGGAAAGUGUGAAAAGUGUUCUGGAAACCUGUAACAUGCUGAUGUUCCAGUUGAUUUUAACCUGGUUAAACACAGUCAUACUUGGUGAAUCCAAAGCUUCCUUUCUCUUCACAUUAAAAACCCUUCAGAUGAACAAA
Gopherus flavomarginatus (Mexican gopher tortoise) is the source of this 1716-nucleotide messenger RNA. RefSeq names its product SDS3 homolog, SIN3A corepressor complex component (gene SUDS3). The transcript is spliced from 12 exons. Gene Ontology annotation, biological process: negative regulation of transcription by RNA polymerase II. The record is from RefSeq and is a predicted model, not a curated record. The coding region runs from base 70 to 1080 and encodes 336 amino acids. Gene Ontology annotation, molecular function: histone deacetylase binding. Lineage: Eukaryota; Metazoa; Chordata; Testudines; Testudinidae. Gene Ontology annotation, cellular component: Sin3-type complex.